UGUGUAUACGGUGGCCCGUGGAGAACAAAGAAGCAUCGAGGCGGUAUUUAAAGCGGAGUAAGUCUGCAGCGGACGACUUGAAGCGGCGGCCAAGCGCGCGUCACGACGAGCUGCAGCCAGCCGAUAUGCGGACGAGCGCGCACGCGUCCGGCGCCCUCCUCUGCCGCUGGCUCCUCAUCCUCACGCUCGCCGUGCUCGGGCCCGAGUACGCGCGCGCUGCCGCCGUGCGCCAGCCCGUCGUCACUGGCCACCACCACAAAGCGACACCGGUCUCUACCAAAUUUCCUGAGCUGAAGAAGCGAGUCAAGCUCCCUCAGGUCCACAAUCUCCUCAAGGAUGCCGUGCUGUCAAACGGCACUCUGAAGCCGGGGGAGCGUCCCCGUUGCGGAGUUCCUGACUUUCCUGGCAGCCAGCGGACACGUCUCCUACCACCAGGGUACCGGCGCAGACGCUUUGUCCUCUACGGGGGACGCCUGGACAAGAAUAACCUCACCUACAGGAUCGUGCGCUUCCCGUGGCAGAUGGACGAGGAACAAGUGAGACGCGUGUUUCGUGAAGCUCUGAAGAUUUGGAGCGACGUGACGCCGCUCACUUUCACCGAGACCCACGUCGGCAAAGCUGACAUCCGCAUCGACUUCGCCAGGUACUGGCACGGUGACAACCUCCCAUUCGAUGGCCCGGGUGGGAUCCUGGCUCACGCCUUCUUCCCCACAACACGUCGACAAGGAGAUGUCCACUUUGACUACGACGAGGCCUGGACACUCGGAAACCACAUGGGUACGGACCUUCUCCAGGUGGCGGCUCACGAGUUCGGCCACGUCCUGGGCCUGCUUCACUCGAAGGAGCCCGGAGCCAUCAUGUCCGCCUACUACUCUUUCUCGUAUCCGCUCAGGCUGAGCCUUGACGAUCGGCGCGGCAUUCAGUACCUGUAUGGAACGCGACUCCGGACGCGCCCCACACCGCUGCCCACUACACCGCUGCCGCCUCCGGCACAGUCCCAUCCCGAGACAAACGAGAUCCUCCCGCAUCCCGACGCGUGCCAGACGGAUUUCGACGCGGCGUCCAUGAUCCGUGGCGAACUUUUCUUCUUCAAGUCGGGAUACGUGUGGCGCAUCCGUGACGGCCAUCUUGAAAGCGGCUAUCCCGCCUUAGCGUCACGUCACUGGCGAGGGAUUCGCAACAAUGUAGACGCCGCCUUCGAAGACAAAGCAGGCAACAUUUGGUUCUUUCAAGGUGACAACUACUGGGUGUUCGACGCCCAGAUGCAGGUGCGUGGGCCCGAGUCCGUACGGGCCCUUGGGCUGCCCGAGGCGGCCGUCCGGGCGACGCUGCGCUGGGGUGACGACCCGGACUUCAACACCUACCUGUUCGGCUCGGGCAACUACUGGCGCUUCAGCCCGCAACACAAUCGCCUGGAAUCGCCGUACCCGCGAGCCAUGAGCGACUGGGGCGGCAUCCCCGCCGACGUGGACGCCACCUUCCGAGAUGCUUACGGCUAUGCUCACUUCAUCCGCGGACGGCAGUACUGGAAAUUCGACCCAGUGGCGAUGAACUCUCUGGAGGGUUACCCCCGCUACGUGGGCGUCGACUUCUUCGGCUGUCGAAACGUGUGACCGCCAUCAGGCUGCCGUCUCCCAAUCCCCCGACCCCAGGCGCUCCCACAUUGAUGUCCAAAGGCGUCAUUUGACGCCGUCUGCAAGCCAAACGCACUUCCAUCGGUUUCCGGGGUCAAGUCAGACACCUUGGCCUCGCCGUCACAUGUUCGAGGAUCGCGUUCGUGUUUGUCGGUGCAGGUCACUGACGAGCGCUUGUUACGCGAGAGUCACAUGUUAUGAAUUUACCCAUUAACAAUUAAGGUACAAUUUAUGAUUAUUGUCGUAAUGAUAUUGUAUAUUUAUACACAAACAUUUUUUGUAAAUAUAAUUUUCUUUUUUUUACUAAUUUUGCUACUUAAUCGUAAACACGUGUUCAGAAUGUUUGAACAGUUUUUCAAAAUAAAACAACUUUGAAACUAAA
Messenger RNA from Syngnathus typhle (broad-nosed pipefish), 2016 nucleotides. RefSeq names its product matrix metallopeptidase 11a (gene mmp11a). Gene Ontology annotation, cellular component: extracellular matrix. Bases 126 to 1613 code for a protein of 495 amino acids. The transcript is spliced from 8 exons. Lineage: Eukaryota; Metazoa; Chordata; Actinopteri; Syngnathiformes; Syngnathidae. Gene Ontology annotation, molecular function: zinc ion binding; metalloendopeptidase activity. The record is from RefSeq and is a predicted model, not a curated record. Gene Ontology annotation, biological process: proteolysis; collagen catabolic process; extracellular matrix organization.